AGCGAGAAGAUCGAGACGAUGGAGGAGUACUUAUAGUACAUGAAAACUUUACGCUGUCAAAUGAACGCAAAGUCUGACACAAAGUUACUGAGAGAAGAAGCUGAGAAGAUGAACAAGGAAAAGGGUCAGAUAUGUGCACAAAUAUUGGCAAAACAGAGAAAAAUUGCUUCUCUGGAGUCUGAUUCGUCCACCCUUAACCAGACAAUGGAGCUUAUACAACAAGAAAGAGUUAGCUCAUCUAAAAAUAUAGCAGAGAAGAGAGCUUACUAUACUCAAGUUGCAGAGGUUAUCAAGUUGAAAUUAAAGCAACAACAGGACUGGUUCGAAUUUGACAGGACUAGAGAAAUGACUGAGCAUAAAUCGGUCAAAGGUAAAAGUGAUGAGCAAAUGGCUGAAACUGAAGGGAAGUGCGGCAUUGAUAACAAUAACUUCAUGGACAAUAAGAGCAGUGAAGCUAGGGAGACCAUGAUGGCCAAUUUGGUUUCUGCUAAAGACAAGCUUGACGAAAUUGCACAGAAGACAUUAAAACUUGUUCAGGAGAACAAAAAGAUGAACGAUUCCUUUGAGCAAGUGAAGUGCAGGGCAAACAAAUUGAAGUCAGAGAUGUUGGCAAUGGAUAUAAAGACCUUGGAAGAGGAACACGCAGAUCUUCUAUCAGAUAAGGCUGGAGAAUCUGAGUUUUGGGAAUGCCUAAAGGACCAAAUUGAGCAAUUCAAGGGACUUUCCUAUGUGCUGAAAUGUGAUUGUGGAGAGGAAUACAAGGUGGAAGUGAAUCUUUAAUUUUAGAAAAGUAUAAUAGCAAUGAAACUUAGACAACUCAAAAGGCUGAAGAAACAAAUUCGUAGUUGACA
Molecule: messenger RNA, 851 nt
Organism: Pistacia vera
Lineage: Eukaryota; Viridiplantae; Streptophyta; Magnoliopsida; Sapindales; Anacardiaceae
Exons: 11
Coding region: 40-780 (246 amino acids)
Source: RefSeq, a predicted model, not a curated record